Penicillium riverlandense is the source of this 471-nucleotide messenger RNA. RefSeq names its product RidA family protein. Gene Ontology annotation, molecular function: deaminase activity. Lineage: Eukaryota; Fungi; Ascomycota; Eurotiomycetes; Eurotiales; Aspergillaceae. The record is from RefSeq and is a predicted model, not a curated record. Gene Ontology annotation, cellular component: mitochondrion; cytosol. The coding region runs from base 1 to 471 and encodes 156 amino acids. The transcript has a single exon.
AUGGCGCCCACCACCACCCCGUACUUCCGGCCCUCAAACCAUGCCCAAGGCUUGGCCAAUUAUCCCCAUGCGCGAAUUGUGCCAUCGAACAACGGACAAGGAUCAUACAUUUACGUCUCGGGAACCUCUUCCCGCCUCGGGGAUGGCACAUUUGUCGGCGCCACUCGCACGGAAGAUGCCACUGGAAAGGUCAAUCUUGAACUAGACAUCCGGAAGCAAACCGCCUCAGUUCUGUCCAACAUACAUGCAGACAUCGAAGCGGCCUCGGAAGGAAAGGCAGGAAUUCACAACGUCGUCGACGCGACUGUCUUUUUGACCAGCAUAAAGGGCGACUAUUCGGGCAUGAACGAGGAGUGGAACCGCGUGUGGCCGGAUCGCAAUACGGCGCCCGCCCGGACAACGGUUGAGGUGCGCGCGUUGCCACGUGAAGAAAUCCUGGUGGAAAUUAAGUGUGUGGCGUAUUAUCAAUAG